AUGAAAACAGUAUUCGUCACAGGAGCAACCGGCACAAUAGGCAGUGUCACAGUUGAUGAGUUGCUAAAGAAGGGUUACAAGGUGAUUGGAUUGGCCAAAUCUGAAGGUUCUGCAGACAAGCUUAGGGCAAAAGGAUGUGGUGUUAUCAUGGGUGAUCUAAAUGACAAGGAUGCACUAAGAAAAGGAGCAACCGAGGCAGACGGUGUUAUACACUUAGCAUUUAUUCCGGACUACGAACACAUGGAUCGAUGCCUUAAAGUGGAUAAGCAGGCGAGUGCAGUUAUGCUUGAGGCAAUGAAGGGCACAGACAAGCCGUUUGUGAAUAUUGUUGGCACAUUAGUUUUGUCCAACGAGUCAGGAAAACCUUCUGAUGAAAAUACUCCAUACUCCAAGGCAUCAGGAUUUGGCGAAAGGGCAAUUAACGAGCAGGCAGCACUUGAUUUCGCCAAGCAGGGUGUCAGAGCCAUGUCUGUCAGAUUUCCACCCACUGUCCAUGGUAAGGGAGACACCCGUGCAUGGAUUCCCGUCCUUGUCAAAUCUUGCCAUGAUAACGGAGUCUCGAUCUAUAUCGGAAAAGGAGAGAACAGAUGGCCUGCUGUGAACCUCGAGGAUGCGGCAAACUUCUUGGUUCUUGCACUUGAGAAUGGAAAACCAGGUAAAAAGUACAACUGCAUCGGUGAAACUGGCAUUCCUUUCAAGAACAUUGCUGUGGCAAUCGCUUCAAAGCAGAUUCUUCCAAUAAAAACAAUGCGUGUUGAGGAAGCCUCCAAGUAUUUGGGAUUCUUGGCUUAUGUCAUGGCUAUGGACUGCCCAACAUUGUCGGAUAUAUCACAGAAGGAACUUGGAUGGACUCCUACCCAUAAUACCUUGGAGCAGGACAUUGCAGAUUACUACUAA
Messenger RNA from Brettanomyces bruxellensis, 897 nucleotides. RefSeq lists its product as uncharacterized. The transcript has a single exon. The record is from RefSeq and is a predicted model, not a curated record. Lineage: Eukaryota; Fungi; Ascomycota; Pichiomycetes; Pichiales; Pichiaceae. Bases 1 to 897 code for a protein of 298 amino acids.